This is a messenger RNA of Pestalotiopsis fici W106-1, 1011 nucleotides long. RefSeq lists its product as uncharacterized. Bases 1 to 1011 code for a protein of 336 amino acids. Gene Ontology annotation, molecular function: oxidoreductase activity. NCBI's taxonomy places the organism in Eukaryota, Fungi, Ascomycota, Sordariomycetes, Amphisphaeriales, Sporocadaceae. The transcript is spliced from 4 exons. The record is from RefSeq and is a predicted model, not a curated record.
AUGUCGUUCCUUCAAGGCGCAAAAUGCCUGCUCCUGAUCUCUUCGCUGGCCGCAGCACUGCCUCACGUUAAUUUGAAGCGGGAUAUCGAGACCAACUGCACCGCCAUCCGUCAGCGAGUGCCCUGGACAAAACUCUCCCAGGAUGAAAAGUUGUCGUACAUUGAAGCCGACUUGUGUCUCAUGAACACACCUUCGAAAACAGGCUUGGCUGGAGCGGUAACUCGAUGGGAUGAUCUACAAUGGCCACAUAUCACACAGACUGUGACUAUACACAAUGUGGGAGGCUUUCUCCCCUUUCAUAGGUACUAUGUGGCCGCGCACGAGACAUUGAUCCGCGACGAGUGCGGCUAUACUGGCCGCCUGCCAUACUGGGAUGAAGUGGCAGAAGUCGCCAAUAUGUCUGCUUCAGAGCUCUUCCAAGACCAGUAUUAUGGCGCAAACGGCGCAGGUGGCGAUAGCUGUAUUGAAAAUGGGCCCUUUGCCAAUCUGACAUUGCGAUUCCUUGCAAACAACCAGCUGGGCGACCAUUGCCUAAGUCGCCAGUUCGACCAGUUCUCCUUCAGCGCCGCGGCACAGAAUUAUAUCAACAAGUGCAAUACCUUUACCAAGUAUGUGCUGGCGUGGAACUGCUUCACGUUGGCGCCACACAGCGCUGGCCAUAAUGGAGUUGGUGGCAUAAUGUCGGACCCUACAUUUUCUCCCGGAGAUCCGCUGUUUUUUCUACAUCAUGGUUACCUCGACAAACUCUACUGGGAGUGGCAGAAGCUCGACUAUCCAGCACGACUGUAUGAUAUGGGCGGAGUGAAUGUGCCGCGAACGGCCGAGCCUGGAAGCCCCGACUAUCCGCCCACGGCGGUGACGGAUUACUUUGGCGACAACGGCACUAUAACGACGCUGAAUCACAACCUCUGGAUGACCGACUUGGUGCCAAACGUCACCAUUGCCGACAUCAUGAAUCUGAAUGGGCCUACUAUAUGUUCAGAAUACCUCAAUGCCGAGGAUCUAGAAUGA